This is a messenger RNA of Coccidioides immitis RS, 2627 nucleotides long. RefSeq names its product UDP-glucose 4-epimerase. The record is from RefSeq and is a predicted model, not a curated record. Gene Ontology annotation, cellular component: cytosol. Gene Ontology annotation, molecular function: UDP-glucose 4-epimerase activity. NCBI's taxonomy places the organism in Eukaryota, Fungi, Ascomycota, Eurotiomycetes, Onygenales, Onygenaceae. Gene Ontology annotation, biological process: beta-D-galactose catabolic process via UDP-galactose, Leloir pathway. Bases 248 to 1366 code for a protein of 372 amino acids. The transcript is spliced from 5 exons.
GGUUCCCAUAGCUGUACGGAGGGACGGGAAGUUAAUAGUUAAAUUUUGCAGCGAUGAAGUCAAACUAGCUGGCUCCCAACCAAGUACCAUGUCGAUCUUUAUCCGCACAAUGACGCGUUGUCAUAACUGGUGACCCGAGACCAAAUUCCCACAACCCCGACUCUCUCUUCUUCCACCGUAUCCUUAAAAUCUUCACGCGCCGUAUCCGAGGCCGUUCUCAGCUGCAGGACCAGUCAAGGUCGCAAUCAUGGCGAAGGGCAAUGUUCUUGUUACCGGUGGGAUGGGCUAUAUAGGGUCCUUCACGUCUCUCGCGCUUCUUGAGGCAGGAUAUAGUGUCGUAAUUGCCGACAGUCUAUAUAAUUCUUCAGACGAGGUGCUCAAUCGUAUUGAACUGAUCUGUGGCAAACGCCCCGGUUUCUUCAAGUUAGACGUCACCGACGAAGCUGCUUUUGACAGGCUAUUUGAUGAGAAUCCUAGCAUUGACAGCGUGAUUCAUUUUGCUGCUCUAAAGGCAGUGGGAGAAUCCGUCGAGAGGCCUUUAGAUUACUACAAUACUAAUGUCUACGGAACACUGUGCCUAUUACGCUCAAUGGUCCGUCAUAAUGUGACGAAUAUCGUCUUCUCGAGUUCUGCAACCGUCUACGGUGACGCGACACGUUUCGAGAAUAUGAUUCCCAUACCUGAAGAGUGCCCCUUGGGUCCAACUAAUCCUUAUGGAAAUACAAAGGUUAUCGCUGAGACUGCGAUUACAGAUGUUAUCAGCUCGCAGCGCACCAAUGCGAUUAAGGCUGGAAAUGCAGAAGAUGCUGAAAAGUGGAACGCGGCUCUGCUGCGCUAUUUUAACCCUGCAGGUGCUCACCCGAGCGCAAUCAUGGGCGAGGAUCCACAGGGCGUGCCGUACAACCUGCUUCCACUGCUUGCACAAGUAGCUACGGGGAAACGAGAAAAGCUCCUUGUGUUUGGAGAUGAUUACGCUUCUCAUGACGGCACCGCUAUCCGUGACUACAUUCAUAUCCUUGAUCUUGCAAAUGGCCACCUGGAAGCCCUCAACUAUCUCCGCGACAACCGUCCCGGCGUCCGCGCUUGGAACCUGGGCACCGGCAAAGGCAGCACCGUCUUCGACAUUAUCAAGGCUUUUAGCAAAGCUGUUGGCCGCGACUUGCCAUAUGAGGUCGUUGCCCGUCGCGAUGGUGAUGUUCUGGAUCUAACCGGGAACCCGUCUCGUGCGAAUCGUGAAUUGGGAUGGAAGGCCACACGAACUCUCGAGCAAGCCUGCGAAGACCUUUGGCGGUGGACAAAGAACAAUCCCCAGGGAUAUCGACAGUCACCACCAGAGGAAUUUCUCGCCAAGCUAAAACAAAAUUAAGGGGCCGGCAUUUGAAUUUAUUGUGAUAUACAGUUUCAAGGGAAGGGUAAAUAUAACGGCGAAUAAUAAGCAAAAGCAAUCGAUUUGGGUUGGUACUGGGGGGAAAUAAUGCUCUUUUGUUCUCUCCGGAAGUAUAGUUCGUCCGGUGAUGUUCUCGUUCUAUAUUGAUUGAUUAUAGAUUGCCGUGUUUGUAGGGAGAUAGUGCAAUCGAUAUGUAUGUUUGUACCGACAAAAUAGAAUAGGUCUUCUAUUCUGUCUUGUGGAUUAAGAUGCAAUUAUUUUCUUUCCUCCUUACCGUCUAGGUUAUCUUGCUGACUCAAGAAAGUCCCCGAUUCCGACGCCAUCAAGGCUAGUGAAUGGAUAUCGGCAGCACGAAACACGUAAAUAAUAAAAUCACCCCAUUGCCAGAUUUUUCAUCCCUCCUUUUUACCUCUGACAGGCUUCUGUUUCUUCUUCGCCUCCUCUUGCUUUUCCCCCUUCUCGAUCGCUCUCCGAAGGGCACUCGCUUUCUCAGUUUUUUCAAUCUGCUCUUGACUAAACUUCCAUAACUUCUCGGCAAUUUUAUCAUCCAUCACCUCUUUUCUCAGAACUUCCCGCUGCUUACAUUCCUUUAUCAACCUGCCUCCUUGAAUACCCACUAUUCGCCUUUGUCUGUCUUCGUCCGUCUCGCCCACCGCGCUCAGCCCAGCUUCCAUCGCUGCUAGAAGAAAGCUUUGUGCUCCCUGUUGGGGUGAUUUGAGAAUAAGCCACCAUAUUGGCCAUGUAAGAAGGUAGAAUAAUAGCCCCAGGAGAGAUCCGCCGGUGAGCCAGCGCCUCGUUCCCGGCGUUCUCGAAAAUCCCGGGUCCACCACGAGCACGCGCGAAUUGGUAGGACGGGCCGCUUGCUUUUUGGUCCGAUUGGAGUUGUCGUAGUUGGCCAGAUGAGCUUGGUAUGACCGCGCGAAUAUCAAGAGGGCGAGUUUAGAUGUAGCAUACAUGCUGCUGCUGGAUUUAGACCCGCUCCUUAUUGUUCCUUUGACGCUUGACUUUGCUUUGGAUGUGCUUGAACCCUGCGUUGCUUCCGAUGUUCUGGCUUCCAGCGUUUCAAAGUCCAACUCCGCCCUGAUGUAACUCGAACAGGUCGCAAAUAUGACUCUUACAUCCCGAUCUGGCGGCUGAGCGCGCAGUGCAGGGCUUAAUAUACUUAGUAAAUGAAAAUUGGCUAGGUAGUUCACCUGCCACUCUCUGUUUAGUCUAUCGGACGUAUUUUGCAACUCCGGAG